Molecule: messenger RNA, 3872 nt
Organism: Triplophysa rosa
Lineage: Eukaryota; Metazoa; Chordata; Actinopteri; Cypriniformes; Nemacheilidae
Gene: fcho1
Product: FCH and mu domain containing endocytic adaptor 1
Exons: 27
Coding region: 105-3569 (1154 amino acids)
Biological process (GO): clathrin coat assembly; clathrin-dependent endocytosis
Cellular component (GO): cytoplasm; clathrin-coated vesicle; plasma membrane
Source: RefSeq, a predicted model, not a curated record
AACACACUGAACGCAGCACGGUCGGAACAACUAACCGGAGCUUGCUAGCGAAGAAAAUGAGCCACGUUGUUUGUACUUAAUACCCAAACAGAACACUUUAGAAGAUGUCGAUGGGGAUGGCGUAUUUCAAGAACAAUUUUUGGGGAGAGAAGAAUGCGGGGUUUGACGUCCUCUACCACAACAUGAAACAUGGACAGAUCGCCACCAAAGAGCUGGCUGAGUUCGUGCGCGAGAGGACGGCUGUUGAGGAGACCUACUCGAAAUCAAUGAGUAAACUAGCCAAGUUGGCCAGCAAUGGAAGCCCUCUCGGCACAUUCGCCCCCAUGUGGGACGUGUUUCGCGUGUCCUCUGAUAAACUGGCCCUCUGCCACCUGGAGCUCAUGAAGAAGAUGAACGACCUCAUCCGUGACAUCAACAAGUACAACGAGGAGCAGGUCAAAAUUCACCGCAAGACGAAGGAGGAGGUGAUCGGGACUUUGGAGGCCGUGCAGUGUGUUCAGGUUCAGAAUGCCCACCUCCAAAAGACCAGAGAAGGAUACCACAGCAAGUGUGUGGAGCUGGAGCGACUGCGCAAAGAGGGAGCUCCUCAGAAAGAGCUGGAAAAGGCUGAGCUGAAGUCUAAGAAAGCGGCCGAAUCUUUUGCAGGGUCUAUCAAGAAGUUCAAUCGCGCUGAAGCUGACUUUGAACAGAAGAUGAGUGAAUCGGCACAGAAAUUUCAGAACAUUGAGGAGGCUCAUCUACGACAAGUGAAGCUGCUGAUCAAAGCGUAUUCCCAUUCCAUCGAAGACACGCACGUACAGGUUGGACAGGUCCAUGAGGAAUUCAAGCAGAACGUGGAGAACAUUGGCGUUGAGAAUCUCAUUCAGAAGUUUACAGAGCAGAAGGGAACAGGGAAAGAAAGACCCGGUCCAGUUGGGUUUGAGGAGCAUCUGUCUUUACCUGAGAACAGUAAAAAGAGUCGUGCUAAAGCCUUCAGGAUCCCUGGAUUAGGAAAGAGAGACAAGGAACCUGAUUCGACGGAUUCAGCUGUGGCAGAUUCUCUUAACUCGCCCCUUGAAGUGGACGACGAGGGCUUUGUGAUACGUGCAGACGUCAAGCAGAAUGGUUGUGCUGCUGAGGUCAAGGACGGCAAUUUUUACUCCAGUGACUCGGACUUCGAUGACGAGGAACCCAAGAAAUUUCACAUUCAGAUCCGGCCGGUCGCCACUAGUAGCCGUAGCAACUCGGCAGCCAAUGAGCAGGAGCUGAAGGCUACGGUGGGGGCGUUGACAUUGCCCCCUAACAGAGCGGUGUCAGUUAAGAAACAGCUCUCACGAAACUCCAGUUCAGCGGGUCGGUCUGAAGGUGAAGGAGAAAGUGUUCCUCAGAGAGAAGGAGAACAGGAGAGUCUGCGCAGAUCCACGUCUAGCCCAGAUCACAGCAGGUUGAGCUCAAUAGCCUCCGGUUCUGACGCUCUGUUUGGACCUCCUCUGGAAUCUGCCUUUAAAUCUCACAGUUUCGCUAGCCGAGAGCAACUCCAGAAUGCCUUCGCUGCAUCUGAAUAUGCUGCAUUCUCCUCUGAUUCAUCCUCUCCUGAGAAUGUGGAGGAUUCUGGGCUGGAUUCACCAUCCCAUCAGCCCCUUGGGGUGUCCCCAGAAUCCACUGGUUGGGCAGCCUGGCCCCCGGCUCAGUCUAAAGACUCUGUAAACUUGGGUCGAUCUUCGGACCCCUUCCUAGCUGCAUUCCGCGACCCCUCGCCCGGCCGCUCUCCUCUACCACAGGCCGACCCGGCCAACGCCUGGUCUUCCGAUUUACGCUCCCCACGUGCCCCACCCGACAUCGAGCCCACUACCUUCAGAUUCCCGGCCUUCUCCCACAACCUGGCAUCUUCCGAUUUGGAACCGUCAGUAUGGAGUUGUAAACACAUCCCUCCUGAAGACCCCUUUCUGGCUGCCUUUGAGCGGAUGACCUCCAAGGACAACAUCCCUCUGCCUGAUGCCUGGGCCCCGCCUCAACCUCGGCUCACCAGGGACGGCGUCGAGGACCAAGCUGACCCCUUUUCCAACACUAAAGCUCUUCCUCCACCAUCUUCAUCAUCGUCCACCCGCAAGGACAGAGAGAGGAAAAGAGAUCGUAGUGUUCCGCCUUCAGAGUCCCAAGAAGAUCCUUUCGCUAUUACUAUGAUUGGCAGCCCAACGCAUCAGUCAUCUCUAGCAGCGCAGGCCGCUGUACAAGGCAGGGUGAAUGGAAAUAGGCCGACGCCCAGUCCAAACCCCGCCCCCAGUUCUCAUCCCAAGAAAGAGCUGGUGCAUUGGAACUCCGUGCAUAACCCUUUUAGCGAAGGAACUCCCAACAAUACAGUCACGCAAGAGCUCAGGAAACAAAGAUCAUUUAAUGAUGAGCCUCGAAGGAACGCACCGCCGCUCACACGGCAUUCUGGGCCACAGGAGGACCUCUGCUUUUCUACAGACAAAGACCAGAACUGCCUGGAUGUUAACGCACAACCAGUCUCCAAGCAUGGUUUCAGGCAGGACAGCAGUGAGCGUCUGGUGUUGGCUCCGCCCCGCUCCGUUCGGUCCAAGCGCUCCUCGGGCAGACUCAGUGGCUGUGAGCGGUCUAGGUCACUGUGCUCAUCUCCGCUGCCUGAUCCCAGUCCUCCCCUCACCUCCUCAUCAUCUUCUAGCCCUAGCGAGUGGGGAGUGCAGAACCGUGUUCCCAGUCCAGCCCGAGGUUUGUCUCGAGGGCCCAGUCCCAUUUCUCUGAGCACUCAGGAAUCAUGGCCCGUAGCAGCAGCCAUCACAGAGUACAUCAAUGCUUACUUCAAAGGAGGAGAACACAACCGCUGUCUAGUUAAGAUCACCGGUGACCUCACCAUGUCAUUUCCUGCUGGGAUCACCCGCAUUUUCAACGCCAACCCCAACGCACCUGUGCUUAGCUUUAGAUUGGUCAACAUCUCUCGAGUGGACCACUUCUUACCCAACCAAAAGUUACUCUACAGUGAUCCAUCACAGAGUGACCCAGACUCUAAAGAUUUCUGGUUCAACAUGCCGGCCUUAACGCUUCAUCUGCAGAGAGAGGCAGAGCUCAACCCACAGGCCUCUUAUUACAAUGUGGCUUUGCUCAAAUACCAGGCAUCAUCUCAGGAUCCGGGUCGUGCCCCCCUGCUGCUGUCUGCUGAGUGUCAGCGCAGUGGCACAGUCACCCGUGUGUCUCUGGAUUACCACUGCUGCCCUGCAACCGCCCCUGCCACCCAACUGACCUCCGUACAAGUGCUGCUGCCCCUCGAUCACACUGCCACCGACCUGCAGUGUCAGCCGCCCGCAUCCUGGAACGCUGAAGAAAGACGUCUCUUAUGGAAGCUACCCAACCUUUCUCCGACCAAUCACAGCAAAGGGUCUGGCACAUUGUGUGCCAGUUGGCAGUGCCUUGAGGUGCCCCGGGGUCCUCCCCCAAGCCUGGCUGUUCAGUUUGUUGGAUCUGGGGCGUCUCUCUCAGGCAUGAAUGUUGAGCUGGUGGGCAGCCGAUACCGCAUGUCCCUGGUGAAGAAGAGGUUUGCCACAGGAAAGUACAUGGCUGGAUGUUCUUUGUGAGCGAGGUGAUGGUGCCUGGUGUGGUACCACAUGCACAAUAUUUGCACUUUUUUCAACCCCCUGAGCUACAAUUCAUAUUGUCCACUAGUGGGACCUGUAUAGGAAAUGGAUAUUACCCACUCUAGGAACCAUGCACUGGAACUGGGGACCACAACCAGCUUGAGAUCUGGGAUUUCCUGGUCUACAGAUGAUAAAUCCAAGAAUCUGUACUCUUAUCUGUAUAUACUGUUUGGUCUGUGCACCUUUUUGAAGUUUAUAAAACUGGAUGUAAAUUUGUCAUUUUGGUGCAAAUUUGUGAACGAA